AAAAGAGCUCUUACAUUUUGUGGAUCAACUCUUUUAAAAGGAAAUAGAGGUGAGAGAAAUACAUGUUGAAGGAUGAUACUAGAAUCCGCUUUAUGAAAUGAAUGCAUGAAAUAACAACGGAUGAUAAAUUGGAGAAAUGUAAAAUUAGUAUGUGAGCUGUCUGUCAUCAGGAGAAGAUAGCUUUUUUUAAAACUUGAACUUUGCACAUUUCCCUCCUUCUUUCAUCAUUGGCAAAAAGAGCUUUAGGAGCAUUUUGUGCUGCACAAUGACUUAUUUCUUGUCUUACUGCAAAAGACACUGCAGUGCUGUAUUGUCUCAAUACCAAACUCUCCGAAAGGAAGGUUUGCUCUGUGACAUUCUGUUAAAAGUAAAAGAAAAUGAAUUUCCGGCACACAAGUCUUUGUUAGCCUGUUCCAGUGAUUACUUCAAGGCCAUGUUCAAGAGUUAUACCAAAGAAUCGAAGGCUGCUGUUGUUCAUCUGCAAGUCAUCUCAGCCAUUGGGUUGCAACAUGUUCUGGAUUUCAUUUAUACAUCCUGGCUGCCUUUGUCUUUUACCACCUUGGAAGAUACCUUAGAAGCUGCCACCUACUUACAAGUACCUGAGGCAAUCUGUUUAUGCAGCCAAUACUUGGCUAACAGUCUCAAUCUGGAGAACUGCUGUUUUUCAGCCAAUAUUGCGACAAAAUUUUAUCUUCCAGAUGCUGUAUCUGCAGCAGAAAAAUAUCUUAUUAUUAAUCUCUGGAAACUACUAGACCUGGAUUUUUCAGGUCUGCUGGAACUAAAUUUCUGGUCUUUGAAGGCAGUAGUAGAAUCUCCUGAUGUACUUAUGGUGAGAGAAUCUAAUUUGUUAGAUCUAUUAUUAAAGUGGUUAGCAUAUGAUAAAUUGAGGCUCAUCUAUACUUCUAAUCUUUUGGAACAUGUAAGAUACAGUCUCAUUCCUAUGGAAGAUCUGAGAAAUAUCUACACUCAGUCAGAAGUGCCUUUAACGACUCCUGUAAAAUGUUUAAUUAGAAAAGCAAUAAACUAUCAUUCACUUAUUUAUAAACAACCUAUCUUGCAGGAUAAAUACAGCACUUUGAGAAACCAAAAGAUACGGAUUAUCCUGCUCGGAGGUAUGAUUGCACAUGAAGGGCUUGUCACAGAAGCGAUGGCUUUUGAUGUUUAUAAUCACAAAUGGCAAAAUUUAACACAGUUACCAAAUAGGAUACAAAAUCAUUGUGUAUGUACUAUUGGAAACUUUCUAUAUGUGCUUGGUGGAGAAAUAGAAGAUAUGCAAAGUGAUCCUAAAAGUCCUAUCAUGAAAGUUACAAAUAAAGUCCAUCGCUAUGAUCCAAGAUUUAAUAAGUGGAUACAAAUUACUGGUAUGCUGGAAAAAAGGUGUCAAUUUUCUUGCUGUAUCUUAGAGAAUGCAAUUGUUGCAAUAGGUGGACAAACUGAAGACAAAAAAUUGCAUUCAUCUGUUGAAAUCUAUAACAUUAGUGAAGACAGGUGGGCAAAACUUUAUGAUUUGCCAUGCAAGGUACAUGGCCACGCUGGUACUGUUUGUAAGAAUACUAUUUAUAUAUCAGGGGGCAAAUACAUGGGUCAAAGUAACACAAGUAAGGAUAUGUAUGCUUUGAGUAAUUUUAAAGGGGAAUGGAGAAAACAAGCCCCAAUGAGCAUUGCUCGGUUUGGGCAUCAGAUGGCCACAAUCCGAGAUUUGGUUUUUACAUUUUUAGGUUUUUAUGAACCAUUUUCUGAAAUUGAAAAAUAUGACCCUGACCAGAAUCAAUGGACCCGUUUAAGGCCAUUAGUAUAUGAUCGAUAUAGUUAUGGCUUAGCAGUAGUGGAGGAAACAGCCAUCCUUAUUGGAGGGAAGAAAUGGCAAGAUUCUCAGGAAAUUCCAACUCAGGAUGUUGUAGGUUAUGAUAUUGAUAAUGACUGUUGGGAAGAAAUCUGCAAAAUUCCUUUGCCUUGGUAUGGAUUGCAGUGUGGAGUGCUAGAACUUUCUGAAUUACAAGAAAAAGAUAUUCAACAGUAAAAGAGACCAAAUAUUGAGAUUAUACCUCAUUGAACUAGGAAAACAAGGAUAAUGGAAGGAUACAGCAUGCAUUAUUAGGGAUUAUCCGCCUUGUGAUAGGCUGUGGCGUGGGCCCGCAGGGCCAUCCUGGAGAUGGCAAGGGACCAGCCCGCUGCUCUUGGCCUGGCCAUACCCACUCAGUCGGCUACAAUGACCAGGCCACAUCCACCCUGGCCCCACAAGGGCAAAUGAACCCCUGAUGUGGACUGUGAUGGGAUGGAGUGACACCCCUGAUUUAUAUGGUUAAACAUAGAUAUGUUACUGAUUAAAACAGCAAGGUAGCAUGUAUGAAAUUGUAUUUUUGUUGCUGGAGAAUUGAUUAAUCUAAGAAAUGUAAUGUCAAGAUUUUCACUAUGCUAUAACUGGCUUGAAAUAGGGGCAACAUUGUUUUAUGAAAAACAAGAUGCAUACUUCUAAUUUUGCAAUUUUGUGUGGUC
Molecule: messenger RNA, 2496 nt
Organism: Notechis scutatus (mainland tiger snake)
Lineage: Eukaryota; Metazoa; Chordata; Lepidosauria; Squamata; Elapidae
Gene: KLHL34
Product: kelch like family member 34
Molecular function (GO): protein binding
Source: RefSeq, a predicted model, not a curated record